AUGUUUUUCGUGAUGACCCUCUGGAAUGCCACCUGGCACGGCCCCAGCAAGUACAAGUAUGAGAUGAUGCUCACGAUUUCCGCCGCCCUGAUGGCCUUAGUCAUGGGGGUCGUGUCCGUCUACAUAUUUCCAGAGUUUGCGAUCGACAACGUAUACGGCCUGCACCACCAAGGCCUGCACUCCCUCGCCUGCCUAUGCGCCAACGCGCUCGGCCGCCGGCCCCCAAAGGCCAUCGUGAAAGUCGAGGCGUUCGACUUGGAUGUGUCGGUCAUCAACUUCAAAGCCACCCUCCGCGGCAGCAAGCGCGCGCUCCGUGCACGCGGGGCCGGCGGCGGCGGCUGCUGGCCGGCGCUGCGGGGGCGCUGGGGGCGCACAAGCACGGGCGCGGGCGCGGGCGCCGCGGGCCAGCCGCCGAGCGACGCGCCGGCGCCCGGCAGGCGUGCCGCGGCCACAGUGGCGUCCCCGACGCCAGCGGACGACGCCGCCGAGGUGUUCAGGCCCGACGGCCGCGCCCGCAGGGCGGGCUCUCUGGGGAUGGACCUGGGCCCGACACCCUCCAAGGCUGCCCACGUGCUCCCGCGCGCCAACACGCUCGACGCGGCCAGCCCCUUCGCGUCCGAGUUGUACUCGGCCCUCCCGGCCACCCGCAAGCACCCGGCCCCCGCCCACGCCAGCCACGCGCCGCCGCUCGCGCCGCCCGCGCCGGGCGGCGCGGCCUCCUGCGCGCCGCCCGGCGGCGGGGCUCCCGGCGGUGCGGCGUCGAAGGGGGCGGUCGGGGCGCGGCCGUCGGCGGCGGAGCGGCUGAGGGCGCAGGCCGAGUGGUUCAAGGUCGUGAGGGCCGUCGAAAUGGCUAAGGGCGCGUGCGGCGAGGCGGAGUGCGAAUACUAUCUGGGCAGCAUAGCUGGCUGGAGGGUGAUCCUGCCGACGGGCAGUUUCUUCCCCUGCACGAGACGCCAGCUGGACUGUGCGGCCUUGGGCCAGCUGGGGGAGCGCACCUGCAGCAUGGUGGUGGAGGUCAACAAGCUGACGACGCUGCUGGCGCGCGCGGCGGAGGCGGCGCCGCAGCUGGUGGGGGUGCUGGCGGGCAGCGACGACUGGGCUGAGGUGGAGGAGGCCCUGCUGGGCACGUUGCAGGAUAUAUGGGCCUACUUUCCAAGCCGCUACGUGCCUCCGGCGGUGCCCAUCCCCACCACCAACCUCUGCCGCUUCCUGCGCGCAGUCCAGCAGCUUCCCGCCACCUUCCACCUCCUCCGGGAAGCCAGCACCAUGGGCGUCCCUGCCAGCGCGGGUGGCGGGCGGCGCUGGGGCCAGUCCAACGGCGCCGCUGUGCAGUCCGUGCAGUCCGUGCGGUUCGACCUCGGGUCAGGGCCCAUUUCGCCCGCUUCAACCUACAAAACCGCUAAACAGCAGUUCAGCAACGACGCGCUCGGGACCAUUCCCAGCCUGCACGGCAACGACCAUGGCAGCAACCCUUUGUCGCCGCCGCCCCCGGCCGGCGGCGGCGGCGGCGCUGGGACCGGCGGCCCCGCGCACGCGCAGGGCGGCCACUUGGUCAUGCACACAUCAAGGGACUCGUGCGAGGUCGCGCUGACGUGGCGGCCGGACGACAGCUGGGCGGAAGCUGCAGCCUCCAUGAGAUGGCUCCUGCUGACGGCGCAGCUGAAGGUUUUUGGCCGUGAGCUGUCACGCCUCCACGACAGCGCACGGCACGCGGCGGGCGCGAUCCGCGGCGGCAGGGCCGCCGCGGCGCGCGGGAGCACUUCAAAAGGCGAAGGGGCCGCAGAGCCCUGA
Messenger RNA from Monoraphidium neglectum, 1791 nucleotides. RefSeq lists its product as hypothetical. Lineage: Eukaryota; Viridiplantae; Chlorophyta; Chlorophyceae; Sphaeropleales; Selenastraceae. Bases 1 to 1791 code for a protein of 596 amino acids. The transcript has 5 exons. The record is from RefSeq and is a predicted model, not a curated record.